Parathielavia appendiculata is the source of this 1449-nucleotide messenger RNA. RefSeq lists its product as uncharacterized. NCBI's taxonomy places the organism in Eukaryota, Fungi, Ascomycota, Sordariomycetes, Sordariales, Chaetomiaceae. The coding region runs from base 1 to 1449 and encodes 482 amino acids. The transcript is spliced from 10 exons. The record is from RefSeq and is a predicted model, not a curated record.
AUGGAACCUCCUGGACUUAUCACUAUCCCCGUUGAAACACACCUCCUCCUGGGCUGCUGCCGCGAGGCUGACGAGGCUGAGGUCGUCGCCCGGGGCCUGGACCAGCUCCGAGGGGCACUUUCAGAGUCGCUCCAUGGCCAUCUCCUUGCCCUGGCCGAGGAGAUACGGAAUACGAGCAGGUCGCUACGCGGUCUUGCUGACUGCUCUCAGGUGCACCUCACACGCGUCCCUCUCAUGACCACGUACCUGAACGUCGUGCUGCCCUGCAUCUCCCGGUCUCUAAAAGACAUCAAGGCCUACUAUGAAGACAAGACAUUGCACAGGGAAAUACGGUGGCGCAAGAUGUACAACAAAAUGACCGAGGAGGCGGGCGGUCUUCCAUUACCGCAGCGCUUCGUGCUCUACAACCACUUUCUGGCGAUGUUGAAGCAGCUACUGACCAGGUCGCCGACCUUCGACAUGAACACGCUUGAGACGCUCCGCACUCGGAUCAUUACGCUGCGUGAACAGAGAGGAAUUCCUCCGCCCCCUGCCCAAGCCGGCGCGAUGGUCCGCCAGAACCCGAUGCCUCUGGCGGUCAUACAAGACCACAGUUCGCAUUGGGCAGAGCAGAUAUUUUCUCUCCCGCUUCCGUCCCGCACAGCACUGAAGCACCUUAAACAGUCCAAAUCAUACGGCCCGUUCUAUCCUUGGGGCUAUCUAAGCGUACCACAGGACUCAAAGGUUCUCUUUAGGCGGCCCUUCGACAAUGACACGGUCUCGGUUGUGGUCUUCCUCAGUUCUACCGACAAGUGCCCGUAUCUCCUAAUGAGAACGCUGCAGAACAAUACGCCAUGGUACUCUUUGUUUGGCGCCCAUGAGCUCUGCAUUGAGCGAGAAGGAAGCGCGCUGCAGCUGAAGAGGUGGAGUCGCUCGGAGCAGUGUAGCAAACUCUGGGCAGUGUUUUAUUUCAUGACAUGGGAAGAGAUGGUGUUGUUCUACUGCACCUUCGUCGCACUGAAAGCCCGCAACCUCCUUACUGUCCAAGUCCACCCCAAUGAGUUCAAGCUGCGCAGAGAAAGACGACUUUUUCAGGCCCAAAUCGUCGACGACGGCUUUAAACACUCCCUCAUCGUGUACGAAGACAUACAGACUCGGGGCUUGCGGCUGCACGCUGCAGUGUGGGAGGGCGAACUCAGACAGUGUCCUGUUUGGACCGCCUUCGUCACGCAUCAGUCCCAGUCACCGAGAUGGCUCAGUCGGCGCUCGCGACACCGUGUUUGGCUCAAAGACGUCCAGCUCUAUGUGUUUUGCAACACAUACCGACAAGAGAACAUGCGGCAGAACAAAUCUGGUGCGUUCGAGAUAUACUUUGACAGAGAAGAAGCGGCCAAACGAUUCAAGGAACUGUUUUCUGCCAGGGCCGCCUCCUCGGAAACGUCCGACAACGAUCCUGAAACCGGUUCUUAG